GAGCAGCAGAGGAAGUGGGAGGCACAGUUGAUUGUAGCAGCUCAUAACUCCCGGCAACUGUGCGUUAUAGUGGCAACUGGACUCUGACUGAGCGGCAUCUGAACUCUCUUCUCACUCAUAAAUCGUGCUCUUGCUUUUCUUUUUUUCCUGCCACUUUUCCCCCCCACCUCCCCGCACCGCGAUCCAAGUUUUUGUCGGUGCCAGCUCCGGCGCUCCGCUUCAAACAGGUUGCAAGAAGGAAACAUCCCCUCGACGCGUCUUUCGCCGCUCAUUUGAAUUGAUAGAAAGCUCGGGCCAAGAUGAUGAUAAUCAUUGCGGAGUUCUUCGUGGUCAUUCUGAAGGUGCUCUGGGCUUUUUUAACUGCCGGGGCCAAAUGGGUCGUGCGCCCUAAGGAGAAGAGCGUGGCGGGACAGGUGUGCGUGAUCACCGGGGCUGGGAGCGGACUCGGGCGGCUGUUCGCCAAGGAGUUCGCCCGGAGACGAGCGAUACUGGUCUUAUGGGACAUAAACAGCCAAAGCAACGAGGAAACGGCGGAGAUGGUGCGGCAGAUUUACCAUGAAUUGGACACUCCCAUAACCAAAGACGGACCUGUUGGAGGUGUUGAGGAAGUCCCUCCUUUCCAGCCGCAGGUCUACACUUACGUGUGUGAUGUGGGGAAACGCGAGAGUGUGUAUUCCACAGCGGAGAAGGUGCGUCGGGAGGUGGGAGAGGUGGACAUACUGAUCAACAACGCCGGCGUCGUCUCUGGUCAUCACCUUCUGGAGUGUCCUGAUGAGCUGAUCGAGCGCACCAUGGUGGUCAACUGUCACGCACACUUCUGGACCACCAAGGCGUUUCUCCCCAAGAUGCUGGAGCUGAAUCAUGGUCACAUUGUGACGGUUGCCAGCUCCCUCGGUUUAUUCAGCACAGCUGGAGUGGAGGAUUACUGCGCCAGUAAGUUCGGUGCCAUUGGCUUCCAUGAGUCGCUGAGCCAUGAGCUGAAGGCCUCGGAGAAGGAUGGCAUCAACAUGACUCUGGUGUGCCCUUACCUGGUCGACACGGGAAUGUUCAAAGGCUGCAGGAUAAGGAAGGAGAUUGAGCCUUUUCUGCCUCCCCUGAAGCCAGAGUUCUGUGUGAAACAAGCCAUGAGGGCCAUCCUCACCGACCAGCCCAUGAUCUGUACGCCUCGCAUCGUCUACAUGGUUAACUUCAUGAAAAGCAUCCUGCCCUUCGAGGCCAUCGUUUGCAUGUACCGGUUCCUAGGCGCUGACAAGUGCAUGUACCCCUUCUUAGCUCAGAGAAAGGAGGCCAUGAACAACAACGAGGCGAAGAAUGGGAUCUAGGGGGUGCUGUUUGCAACACGAACAGGGGCUUAUGAACCUGCAAGCAUGAGGAAACAACCACUGAGGGUGAAAAUGGGGAAGAUGGAAGGAAGAAAAGACUGAAUCUAGACUGGUGCACUUGCAUUGAGCAGAUGCAAAGGUUUACCAUAUUGUUCCUCUGGAACAAAGAAAGCUGUGUACUACACAAUGGAUUUAUUUGACUUGUCUUUUUUUUUAAGUUUGUUAAAAGAAACCAACAUCUAUAUACUGUGUCACUAGUUUUGAAAUCAUACAGAAAAGGUAUCCAGUAAUUAACUAUUUACGUAAUGUAGUCACCAGCCUUAUCUAGUGUCAUUGUGGAAAUAUACAGUAUGUUACUGUACAAACAGUAAUAAUCUUUUUUUCAGUUUUAUUUUAUUUUUGUAGACAUGCACUGUAAUUUCUGAUUUUGUUUUUUUUUUCUGAUGUAAAUUCAGAUAUUUUUUUUUCUACACUGCCGGCAUUCUCUGUGUAGGUUGAACACAGCUUUUCAAAACUACCCAACGUCUCCCCACGCAGAGGCUCACUCACAAAAUUUGCAGCUUUGAUUCUAGCUUGUGCCAUUUUAAAAUAAAGAGGACAAACAUUUCACAAUAAAAGUUUACCAUAUUCCAUUUUUGUUAAAUACUUAAGUUAGAGACAUGUAGCAUAUAUGUUAAUGUGGUCUACGCAUUCCAAAUGGGACGUUUAAUGGCCAGAUUGUGGCUCGCAUGAUCUUUACAGGAGUUUUCAGAGCGAUGGAGCUCAGCAGUGUCUCUCCACAGUCCUGUCAUUUCAGAUCUGUUCUAACUAAACCCUCCAAUGAAAAGUGCACGAGGGAGUCGCUGUCCUGUGUUGAAUUAGCACGUGUGACACGUUCAGAAUGUAUUGCUUAGGGAGAAAUCCAGCAGAAAUGCAUUUUGUUUUUGUUUUUCAAGAUCUGUGGUGUUCAUAUUGUAAAUUUAUCUGUUACCAAUAUUGUUUAAAGAAAGUAACCCAACAUAGUUUGUGACUCCAGGUGAACUUAUUGUCCCGACACUGAUGUGUGAUUGAGGGAAAUGUAUUCAGCUUUUCAUUAUUUUCCCCCUCCCCCAAAAGUUAAUACUUUAACUCUUGUCUGGUGUCCACCUUGUCCUGUUAAAGUGAAAUGUAUAUGUUUAAAUGUUGUGAAUACCCCAGUAACUGCCUCCACCAUAUUUGAUGUAUGAAUAUUUUAUAUACCUUUUUUGGGAUGACAAGAGUUUUUUGAAUUUCAACUACAUUCCAAUAGGCGUCAUUCCUUCAGUCACAGUGAUGAGCCUAAAUUCUCUACCUCUUAAUUUUUGCCAUUUUUUUUGACAGUAUGACAUAAGCCUCUUUUUGUAAUAUUCUGAAGACUGCUCCAUAGCCGAGCAAAUGUGGUUCCAAUGUUUAGUGUCUCUACCUAACUUAAAUUAAUAAAGUGAUCUAGAUUAUUA
This is a messenger RNA of Amphiprion ocellaris (clown anemonefish), 2776 nucleotides long. It is a transcript of the gene rdh10a, whose product is annotated as retinol dehydrogenase 10a. NCBI's taxonomy places the organism in Eukaryota, Metazoa, Chordata, Actinopteri, Pomacentridae. Gene Ontology annotation, cellular component: lipid droplet. The record is from RefSeq and is a predicted model, not a curated record. Gene Ontology annotation, molecular function: oxidoreductase activity, acting on the CH-OH group of donors, NAD or NADP as acceptor. The transcript has 6 exons. Bases 300 to 1322 code for a protein of 340 amino acids.